UUCUCUGCUUCCUGCCAGCUGGUUGUCCUGCAGGUGGCAACCCUGCACCCCACCCACACCAGAUGGCAACGGUAUUCUGUAAAGUGGGGGGUGGGGAGGAGGCUGUACCAAAGAAAGAAGCCCUCAAUGUUAUGAAUGCGAUCGACCAAUUGCCGAAGCCCUGCCCAAACCCGAAGUUUAUUAACCGGUCCAUGGCUACCAAAGGCCUCCUGCUUCCCUCACGACGCAGCUUGGCCAACUACUCAGAGGAAGAAAACACCGAUGUCAUGAUGCAGAUGCCAGCAGAAGAGUCUGAAUACAGUUCAGAUGACACUAGUAUGUCCCCCAUACCGUCCACUCUGAUGAACCCCAUCAAGAUGACCGUGACCCAGCCCAAUAGCAGCUUCUUUGCCGGCAUCCUGGAGGGUGAGCUAAACAAACUCAGUGUGUCAUCACUGGCCAAGAAUACAACAGAAAAGGAUAAUCUGGCCAUCUGCACCCGCUCGUCUAAGUCCCAAAUGGCCACCAGGGGCCUGUUGGACCUUGACAACCCUGCGCUGGACACGGACACCUCCUCAACACGUUCUGAGUCUUCUGUGGUCAUGGAUGUGCCAGAGCCGCCGUUCAUCUGUGAACACACUGUUGGCGAUUCCACAGCAGUGAUUUCCUGGACUUACCCUGCAGGCAAGCAGCAGGUCAGUUUCUACCAGGUGCUGCUGCAGGAGGCAACCAAACCAGGUGACAAGGAUACGCCUAAGGUCAAGAACCGCCCCUGGAUCUUCAACAAGAUCCUGGGUACCACUGUCAAGCUGAUGGAGCUGAAGUCAAACACGAGUUACUGUCUCACUGUCCGGGCUGCCAACACUGCAGGGGUGGGGAAGUGGUGCAAGCCCUAUAAGUUUGCAACCGUGUCUACUGACUUUAACAGCUUCCCUGAGAACAAUCCCAUCCAGGUCACCGUGCAGCGCAGGCAACCUCAGCGGAGAACCGUGUCCAUGACGAUGGAGGAGAUGCGGAGGCUGGAGGAUCUGGAAUACCUAUAUCCAUAUUGAAGGGUGUAGGCCGAGGCUAUCUCUGCCCACCGUCUGCCUUGGCUCUGGGUCCUCAAGGACCAGAGCCAUGAGAUGUACUGUACUAUCAAGCACCAAGCCAAAGAACCACUAGUUAUCCACCAGCCUAGGGCCUGGGGCAGAUAUAUUGGAACCUCACCCCUGGGUAAGGGCCAUGGACAGACAAGAGCCCCAUUCACCUAGUGACAUCUUGGGCUGGGCCAGGCUCAGUCACUGCCCAACAGCUGCUAGGCACCCUCCUCCCUCUGACUUGGGCUGGUUCCAGGUCCCCCCCAUUAAAGAACUGAAGGCCCAUACAGCAGCACCCUCAAACUCUGCUUCCCGUUGCCUAAGCCUAAGCUGGGCCAGAGCACGGGCCUCUUGUCAGAGCCAGCAGUCCAGUAGGGAGACUGAGAGUAAGGAUGGCUGGGUGACAGGCUAACACUCCAGACUAAAUGCCCAGCUUUAAAAGAAUGCUCUGGCUGAAUUCUAGCUUAUGAAUCCUUCCCUUAUGAAGUACAAGGUCAUUGUCUCCUGGGGCUCAGGUAGCUAAUACUAAUGUAAGGUCAUUUGGGCACAGGUGCAGGAUCACUGUGACACGCAUGUGCCUGACACCAGACAAAUCUUAACUGGUGGUUCCUGUGCCUCUCAUGCAACCCUAUUCUGAUGUGAGAGGGGAGGCUGAAUAUCAGCUGGGUGAUGUGCAAAAUGUAGAAGCCCCUAUCGGAGGGAGGAAGCAUAAGGAUCUAUUACCAGGCAGACCCAAAGCCUCUCCACAGGUGACUAGGGGCCAUGAAGAGACAGUGCUGAGAGAAAACGACAGUAGGGUCUCACAGGGCAAAGGUCUCAGCCAAGGCCUGAAAGACUGGGAUAGCUUUCAUUCUUUCAAGGUUCUCUGAGAGCAGUCACUCAUGACACUGUGCCCACGUCAUCUAGAGCUGUCCCACACCAACUGCCUCCCUGCUGGCCAUCCUCUGUGAUGGCCCUGGCCUUCCUCUCUAGCCUGAGGGGCUGGUGCAGUGCUGGAGACCUGGCAGGGCCUUAGACAGUAUGCCAGGAGAGGCACUGGCGAGACUGUCAAUACCAGAGUCCUCCCGAGCAGGCUGAGAACAGGGUUGCUGGAUGUGCUUUCUUUUAGUUUGUGCAAGCAGGCAAGUGGCAGGAUGACCAUGGACAGCUCAGUUUUAGCCUUUCCACUGGUCACUUUCUCCCUUACUGUGAAGCAGCAAAGGGCAGUUUCCUGAUCAGCAUGGGCUGCAGCGACAGUGCAGGGGAGGGGCUGGAUGAACUUUCUUGGGAAUCCCUGACUGAGCGUGGGGAUUCUAGGACAAGAAGCUGCAACAUGAACACAAAAUAUAAGUUAUUUAUUUGGCCA
Molecule: messenger RNA, 2403 nt
Organism: Rattus rattus (black rat)
Lineage: Eukaryota; Metazoa; Chordata; Mammalia; Rodentia; Muridae
Gene: Fndc8
Product: fibronectin type III domain containing 8
Exons: 4
Coding region: 63-1031 (322 amino acids)
Cellular component (GO): nucleus
Molecular function (GO): protein binding
Source: RefSeq, a predicted model, not a curated record